AUGGAUUUGAUCACGGAACUGUCCCGUGAAGAUCUUCUCAAAAUCAUCAAAACGGCCUUGGUGUCGAAGAGUGCUAGCCAGACGACAGAUUCAAAAGAUGCCGUAGAGGAGGAGGGAGAGCAACGAGAGGAAGCUGGGAUUAACAUUAGCACGACAACAUUGCUGCAGAGCCCCGCACAACAAGAAGCGCAGAGGAACCAUUCGACGCCGAACAAAAACAUGGUUGGUAUAAACGAGAUCCACGAACCGGUCAUUUUCGAGCUCCCCAUGGAUAACAUCAUAAAGAAACUGAAUGAGAUCCAAAACUUGUCAUCACUUUUGGGGAACAAGGAGAAGAAGUUGAAAAAUUGGUACAGCUCCUUAAUCUCCAUUUCUGAUACUUUCAUUUCUGAUUUGAACUCAGACAAAGAGAGGAUAAAUACCGAUUUUGUGAAGUCGUUGGAAACAAUCACCAAAAUUUUCUCAAUUACUUCCAAGUUUUCUCCCAUAGAAACAAUCAAUGAAUCAGUGUUAACGCCGACUAUACGAAAUCUGAUAAUGGAUUUCAAAUCCAACACUUUUACAUCCUUGGAAAACUACUGCUCUGAUGAUCUGUCCAUGUAUACACUUAACAAGGAUGUCGAGGAAAACUUGAUACGAUUGAUUCCAAUAUUGUCCCAGCAACUUCUUACGUUCAAAAAACAGUUGAAAAAGUUUUACUCGCUGUACGACCUAGUCGAUGAUUACGAACAUCUUGACCGAUCAUUCCUCUCCAAAAUUCCGACAAAGACUGAUAUUGGACUCUUCAACGAGAUCAAUGAAGCAACAGAUAUUAAAUCGAUUCUUCAAACAAACUUCAAUCAGAUAAACCCAGAUCUUAUUCGACAACUAGACGUCGAGUCAACAAAACUGAACCAAUAUAUAGUAAGGAAAGCACAAUUGUUAAAAGCAGUGAUUAUCGAUGUGACAACUUUGAAUCAUGAGCUAUUCAGAAGUAACGAGGAUCAAUAUCUACAAUUACCUACUUCUGUUGAUGACACAGAGUCUAUAAUAUCACAUUUUGGGGUUAAAUCCGCUGUUUUCUCCCACUACGACAACAUCUUGGGCGAAUUACAAAACCUCAAAAUCGAAAGAGAAAAUUUGUUGAACUCAUACUUGGUUCAAGUCGAACAGUUGUGGUCCAUUCUAAGGCCCGAUUCUAACGAAAUUCAACAUUUCUUGAAGCAAAACAAGAAUCUCUAUGCUGAUUCCCUCCAAAAUUUUGAGAAUCUUUUGAGUGAGUUGGAAGAUGAGAAGUUGACAAACAUCAAACAAUUUAUUCGGAUUUCCAGGGAAAAAAUACAAGGGUUUUGGGAUAUUCUCAUGUACGAUGAGGAAUCAAGAUCAAGUUAUACAGAUUUUUAUAUUGAGGAUGAACAACAGUUUGACGAGAAGUUGCUGGAUUCUCAUUCAGCUGAGUUGGAAAGAUUGCGAAAGGAAAGUGAAUGUCUGAAACCUUUGCUAAAUCUAAUUUCUAAACUGAAUGAUUUGGUAGAAGAGAAGAAGCUUUUGGAUGAUGCGUCGAAGGAUCCAUCCAGAUUGUUGAAAAGAAACUCUUUCCAAAUCUUGAAGCAAGAGGAGAGAACAAGAAAUAUGUUAGGUAAACGAUUUCCGCUGGUGAUCGAACAACUCAGAGCCAAAAUUGACAGCUUUGAAAAGGAGAAUGGUCGAACAUUCAAGCUUAAUGGCGAAUCAUACCUACAGAAACUUGAUGAGGUUGAAAAUUUCUGUAUUCACAGCAGACGGAACUAUCGAUCCUCCUUCAAUUCACCUACAACUUCUUCAAAAUGUAGGAAGUUCACAUCUAUGCCUUCCCAAAGAAAAACGACGUCAAGAGCUAAAAUUGUUGCAACACCUUCUCGCUCAAUAAUUAGAAAGAGGGAUCCGAGCCAAAUGACAAAUCCAUUUUUAUCAAAGGAGCCAACACCCUUGAGAAAGCAACGCACCAUGACACCCUCUUUUUCUUCGUCAUCGAAAACUAGUACUCCUCAGUCGCUUUCGACUGAACCGAUAAUCUUACGAGGAAGGUCUCCUGUGCGUAGUCUCAAUUUGAAUGGCUCGACAAAACUGACCUCGUUUCCAACAAUUAAAUCUCCAAACUUAGCAAGUUCAAUUUCUUUCAGUGCACCCUCGAAGCCAAACUCGGUACCUUCAACAACAAUGGCAAAAACUUCUUCAAAAAAGGUACCCUUGAGGUCUUCUAUGGGAUUGAUCAAUAAACCUAACUUUAAUAAUAUACCCUCAUCCAUAAAAAAACCUACCUCAAUUCCUGUGGAGGAAUUAAGUGACUCGAUUCUCGAGUAUUCAGAUACCGAAAAUGAAGACAAACAGGAUACAUCUAAAAGAGACAAAGAAAAUAUGAACCCUGUCACUAUGGCUACAAUUUCGAAAGUCAUGAGUGAACAAACACAUCAUUUUAAUCUGAGUCUGGAUUCAGAAACUUUCUAA
This is a messenger RNA of Pichia membranifaciens NRRL Y-2026, 2466 nucleotides long. RefSeq lists its product as hypothetical. The transcript has a single exon. Gene Ontology annotation, cellular component: mitotic spindle midzone; cytoplasm; spindle. The record is from RefSeq and is a predicted model, not a curated record. NCBI's taxonomy places the organism in Eukaryota, Fungi, Ascomycota, Pichiomycetes, Pichiales, Pichiaceae. The coding region runs from base 1 to 2466 and encodes 821 amino acids. Gene Ontology annotation, biological process: mitotic spindle midzone assembly; microtubule cytoskeleton organization. Gene Ontology annotation, molecular function: microtubule binding.